AUGGGGAAGAAGUGGAGGAACCCAGCUGAAGUGGAGAGAGGGGGCUCGGAUAGAGAGGAGGGAGCGGAAAACCGAAGAAGGAGCCGGAGUGCCAGUCGGGGAAGGUUCGCGGAAUCUUGGAAAAGGUUAAGUUCAAAGCAGGGAUCCACCAAGCGAGCCGGACUCCCGUCCCAGCAGACACCGGCUCAGAAGUCCUGGAUAGAAAGAGCAUUUUAUAAACGAGAAUGUGUUCACAUCAUACCCAGCACCAAAGACCCCCAUAGGUGUUGCUGUGGGCGUCUGAUAGGCCAACAUGUUGGACUCACACCAAGUAUCUCCGUUAUCCAGAAUGAGAAGAAUGAAAGCCGAUUCUCUCGGAAUGACAUCCAGUCUGAGAAAUGGUCCAUCAGCAAGCAUACACAGCUCAGCCCAACAGAUGCUUUUGGGACAAUUGAGUUCCAAGGAGGAGGUCACUCCAAUAAAGCCAUGUAUGUGCGAGUGUCCUUUGACACAAAACCUGAUCUCCUUCUACACCUGAUGACCAAGGAAUGGCAACUUGAGCUCCCCAAACUCCUCAUCUCUGUUCAUGGAGGCCUCCAGAACUUUGAACUCCAGCCAAAACUCAAACAAGUCUUUGGAAAAGGUCUCAUCAAGGCAGCCAUGACCACUGGAGCAUGGAUUUUCACAGGAGGAGUUAACACAGGAGUUAUUCGACAUGUUGGGGAUGCUUUAAAGGAUCAUGCAUCAAAAUCUCGGGGGAAGAUAUGUACCAUAGGCAUUGCUCCCUGGGGAAUUGUAGAAAACCAAGAGGACCUGAUUGGUAAAGAUGUGGUCCGGCCAUACCAGACCAUGUCCAAUCCCAUGAGUAAACUCACAGUUCUUAAUAGUAUGCAUUCCCAUUUUAUUCUGGCUGACAAUGGGACUACAGGAAAAUAUGGAGCAGAGGUGAAACUGCGGAGGCAGCUAGAGAAGCAUAUUUCACUUCAGAAGAUAAACACAAGAAUCGGCCAAGGAGUUCCCGUCGUGGCCCUCAUUGUGGAAGGAGGACCAAACGUAAUUUCCAUUGUUUUGGAGUACCUUCGAGACACUCCGCCAGUUCCUGUUGUUGUCUGUGAUGGGAGUGGACGGGCAUCUGACAUCUUGGCAUUUGGGCAUAAAUAUUCGGAAGAAGGCGGCCUCAUUAAUGAGUCUUUGAGGGACCAGUUGCUAGUUACUAUCCAGAAAACAUUCACCUAUACUCGAACUCAAGCUCAGCAUCUCUUCAUAAUACUCAUGGAGUGCAUGAAGAAGAAGGAACUGAUUACGGUAUUUCGGAUGGGAUCAGAAGGACACCAGGACAUUGAUUUAGCGAUCCUGACAGCUUUACUCAAAGGAGCUAACGCCUCAGCCCCAGAUCAACUGAGCUUAGCCUUAGCCUGGAACAGAGUCGACAUCGCUCGAAGCCAGAUCUUUAUUUACGGGCAACAGUGGCCGGUGGGGUCCCUGGAGCAAGCAAUGCUAGAUGCCCUAGUGCUGGACAGAGUGGAUUUUGUGAAAUUGCUCAUAGAGAAUGGAGUAAGCAUGCACCGUUUUCUCACCAUCUCCAGACUAGAGGAAUUAUACAAUACGAGACAUGGACCAUCCAAUACUUUGUACCACUUGGUCAGGGAUGUCAAAAAGCGAGAAUAUCCAGGUUUCGGUUGGAUCUAUUUUAAGGGGAACCUGCCUCCAGAUUACAGGAUAAGUUUAAUUGAUAUUGGCCUUGUGAUUGAAUACCUGAUGGGAGGAGCUUAUCGCUGCAACUAUACUAGAAAACGGUUCCGGACUCUCUACCACAACCUAUUUGGACCCAAGAGACCUAAAGCCUUGAAACUUCUAGGAAUGGAGGAUGAUGUUCCCUUGAGAAGAGGAAGAAAAACCACCAAAAAGAGAGAAGAAGAAGUUGACAUUGAUUUGGAUGACCCUGAGAUCAACCACUUCCCUUUCCCUUUUCAUGAGCUCAUGGUAUGGGCUGUCCUGAUGAAGCGACAAAAGAUGGCCUUGUUCUUCUGGCAGCAUGGGGAAGAGGCCAUGGCCAAAGCUCUGGUAGCCUGUAAGCUGUGCAAAGCAAUGGCUCAUGAGGCAUCAGAAAAUGACAUGGUGGAUGACAUCUCCCAGGAGCUGAACCACAACUCCAGGGACUUUGGACAGUUGGCUGUAGAGCUGUUGGACCAGUCCUACAAGCAGGAUGAACAACUGGCAAUGAAACUGCUGACAUAUGAACUGAAAAACUGGAGUAAUGCCACGUGCCUGCAGCUUGCUGUGGCUGCCAAGCACCGAGACUUCAUCGCUCACACCUGCAGCCAGAUGCUGCUCACAGAUAUGUGGAUGGGCCGUCUCCGGAUGAGAAAGAAUUCAGGUCUCAAGGUAAUUCUAGGAAUUCUACUUCCUCCUUCAAUUCUCAGCUUGGAGUUCAAGAACAAAGAUGAUAUGCCUUACAUGUCUCAGGCCCAUGAGAUCCACCUCCAAGAGAAGGAGCCUGAGGAACCAGAGAAGCCUGUGAAGGAAAAAGAUGAAGAGGACAUGGAACUAACAGCAAUGCUGGGUCGAAGCAAUGGGGAGUCUUCAAGGAAGAAGGAUGAAGAAGAAGUUCAGAGCAGGCACAGAUUAAUCCCCCUUGGAAGAAAAAUAUAUGAAUUCUACAAUGCGCCCAUUGUGAAGUUUUGGUUUUAUACCCUGGCAUACAUCGGCUACCUGAUGCUCUUUAACUACAUUGUGUUAGUGAAGAUGGAGCGCUGGCCUUCUACCCAGGAAUGGAUUGUCAUUUCCUAUAUAUUCACGUUGGGAAUAGAGAAGAUGAGAGAGAUUUUGAUGUCAGAGCCUGGAAAGCUACUACAAAAGGUGAAAGUGUGGCUUCAAGAGUACUGGAAUGUCACAGACCUCAUAGCCAUCCUCCUCUUUUCUGUCGGGAUGAUCCUCCGUCUGCAAGAUCAGCCAUUCCGGAGUGAUGGGAGGGUCAUCUACUGUGUUAACAUCAUUUAUUGGUAUAUCCGUUUGUUAGACAUUUUCGGCGUGAACAAAUACUUGGGCCCUUACGUUAUGAUGAUUGGAAAAAUGAUGAUCGACAUGAUGUACUUUGUCAUCAUUAUGCUGGUGGUGCUGAUGAGCUUUGGGGUGGCUAGGCAAGCCAUCCUCUUCCCCAACGAGGAGCCUUCGUGGAAGCUGGCCAAGAAUAUUUUCUACAUGCCCUACUGGAUGAUUUAUGGGGAAGUGUUUGCAGACCAGAUAGACCCUCCCUGUGGACAAAAUGAAACCCGAGAAGAUGGCAAAAUAAUCCAGUUGCCUCCCUGCAAGACAGGAGCCUGGAUUGUGCCAGCCAUCAUGGCCUGUUAUCUUUUAGUGGCAAAUAUCCUGCUGGUCAAUCUCCUUAUUGCUGUCUUUAACAAUACAUUUUUCGAAGUUAAAUCUAUUUCCAAUCAAGUGUGGAAGUUUCAAAGGUAUCAGCUGAUCAUGACGUUUCAUGAAAGACCCGUCCUGCCACCACCCCUGAUUAUUUUCAGCCACAUGACCAUGAUAUUCCAGCACCUCUGCUGUCGUUGGCGGAAACAUGAGAGUGACCCGGACGAAAGAGACUAUGGUCUAAAACUUUUCAUAACAGAUGAUGAGCUCAAGAAAGUCCAUGAUUUUGAGGAACAGUGCAUUGAAGAAUACUUUAGAGAAAAGGAUGACAGAUUCAAUUCUUCUAAUGAUGAAAGGAUACGAGUGACAUCAGAAAGGGUGGAGAACAUGUCCAUGCGCCUAGAGGAAGUGAAUGAGCGAGAACACUGCAUGAAGGCUUCCCUCCAAACAGUGGAUAUCCGCCUCGCUCAGCUGGAGGACCUGAUAGGACGCAUGGCCACAGCGCUAGAGCGGCUCACUGGUCUGGAAAGGGCAGAGUCCAAUAAGAUUCGGUCCCGAACCUCCUCCGAUUGUACAGACGCUGCCUACAUAGUCCGCCAGAGCAGCUUCAACAGCCAGGAAGGGAACACCUACAAGCUCCAAGAAAGUCUCGACCCUGCAGGUGAGGAGUCAAUGUCCCCAACCUCUCCAACCUUAAUGCCCCGUAUGCGAAGUCACUCUUUCUAUUCCAUGAAUAUAAAAGACAAAAGUGGUAUAGAAAAGUUGGAAAGUAUUUUUAAAGAAAGGUCCCUGAGCCUACACCGAGCCACUAGCUCCCACUCAGUGUCAAAGGAAACCAAGGCUGCGCCAGCCCCCAUAAGUACUUUGGCAAUCAUCCCUGAUUCCAGAAGACCAUCGUCUUGUAUUGACAUCUAUGUCUCAGCCAUGGACGAGCUCCACUGUGACAUAGACCCUCUGGACAAUUCCAUGAAUAUCCUGGGGCUGGGAGAGCCCCUCUUUCCAGCUCCAGCAGCAUCCACUGCCCCUUCAAGUAGUGCCUAUGCAACUCUCGCACCUACCGACAGACCUCCGAGCCGGAGCAUGGAUUUCGAGGAUAUCACUUCAAUGGACACCAGGUCUUUCUCUUCAGACUACACCCACCUCCCAGAGUGCCCAAACCCCUGGGAUGUGGACCCUCCUAUGUAUCAUACAAUAGAGCGCUCAAAAAGCAGCCGCUACCUGGCGACCACUCCUUUUCUUCUGGAGGAGGCGCCGAUCGUGAAAUCCCAUAGCUUUAUGUUCUCACCUCCUCCUCGGAGCUAUUACACCAACUUUGGGGUACCUGUCAAAACAGCAGAAUACACAAGUAUCACUGACUGCAUAGACACCAGGUGUGUGAAUGCUCCUCAGGCAAUAGCUGACCGGGUGAUCUUCCCUGGAGGCCUUGGCGACAAAGUGGAAGACUUGGCCUGCAGCCAUCCCGAGAGAGAGGCGGAACUGAGUCACCCCGGCUCUGACAAUGAAGAGAACGAAACCAAAGACCGAAAGACGCUAGCAUUACCCGCCCAAGAGGGCGGUAACUCCGACAGACCCCUGUCCAACAACAUAGCCCUCCCCAAAAUUGAGAGAGCCAACAGCUAUUCCGCGGAGGAGCCCAGCACGCUCUACCCACACACCAGGAAAAGUUUCUCCAUCAGUGACAAACUCGACAGGCAACGCAAUGCGGCCAGUAACACAGCCAGCCUCCGGCACCCCUUCCAGAGGAGUAAGUCCUCCAGGCCAGAGAGUAGAGGGGACAGCCUGUCUAUGAGGAGACUCUCUAGAACUGCUGCUUUCCACAGCUUUGAAAGCAAGCACAGCUAA
Gracilinanus agilis (Agile Gracile Mouse Opossum) is the source of this 5178-nucleotide messenger RNA. It is a transcript of the gene TRPM3, whose product is annotated as transient receptor potential cation channel subfamily M member 3. The record is from RefSeq and is a predicted model, not a curated record. Lineage: Eukaryota; Metazoa; Chordata; Mammalia; Didelphimorphia; Didelphidae. Bases 1 to 5178 code for a protein of 1725 amino acids. Gene Ontology annotation, biological process: protein tetramerization; monoatomic cation transmembrane transport. Gene Ontology annotation, cellular component: membrane. The transcript is spliced from 26 exons. Gene Ontology annotation, molecular function: monoatomic cation channel activity.